AUUGGAGGUGAUUGCAGCUCCGUGCGCGCUCCCGCACGCUCCAUCGUCACAGCACACACCGGAAAACAGCUGAUGUCAUUGAGAGAACGACACACUGCCACCGAUAACCGGGAAUAUACACACUUAUCGCGUAACCCCUAAGGUACUGAUACAGCAUCACGCUCCCCCUCUCUAUCUCUGGCUGGUCUCUCUGCCCCCCUCUGACCUGGGGAUGAAUGCACCAAUGAGGAGCCAGCUCACAGGUAUGCCUGAUCGCAUGUUAUGUGCAGUGCUGGAGCAAUUUCAGCUUUACUUUUCCCUUUGAUCCACUCUCUGUAUAGUACAGCCAGCCCCAGCAUGCUGAAGAGGAAGCAGAGCUCGAGGGUUGAGGCCCAGCCCAUGACUGACUUUGGGCCUGACGAAACCCUCGCCGACAGUGCCGACAUCUUCUGGAUCAACAAACCAUGGGUGCACUCUCUGCUGCGAGCCUGUGCCAUCAUCAGCGUCAUCAGCGUGUGUAUGAACACACCCAAGACGUUCGAGCACUACCCCCCGCUUCAGUACGUGACCUUUACCCUGGACACGCUGCUCAUGUUCCUCUACACCGCUGAGAUGAUCGCCAAGAUGCACAUCAGAGGAAUCAUCAAGGGUGAUAACUCAUACGUCAAGGAUCGCUGGUGUAUGUUUGACGGCUUCAUGGUCUUCUUCCUCUGGGUGUCUCUGGUGCUUCAGGUGUUUGAGAUAGCGGAUGUUGUUGACCAGAUGUCUCCCUGGGGCAUGUUGAGAAUCCCCAGAGCCCUCAUCAUGAUCCGAGCCUUCAGGAUCUACUUCCGCUUCGAGCUGCCACGCUCACGCAUCACCAACAUCCUCAAGCGAUCAGGGGAACAGAUCUGGAGUGUGUCUAUAUUCUUGCUCUUCUUCCUCCUUCUGUAUGGAAUUCUGGGAGUUCAGAUGUUUGGAACGUUCAAUCAUCACUGUGUUACCAACGACACAACGAAUGGUACUGUGACAUGGAACAGCCUGGCCAUCCCCGACACCCACUGUUCGCCAGACGGGGAGGGCUACCUGUGUCCUUUGGGCUUUAAGUGUGUGGACUUGGAAGAACUGGGGCUCAGCAGACAGGAGCUGGGCUACAGCGGCUUCAACGAGCUCGGUACCAGUAUCUUCACCGUGUACGAGGCAGCCUCUCAGGAGGGCUGGGUGUUCCUUAUGUACAGAGCCAUCGACAGUUUCCCUCGCUGGCGCUCCUACUUCUACUUCAUCACGCUCAUCUUUUUCCUCGCCUGGCUUGUCAAGAAUGUUUUCAUUGCGGUCAUCAUUGAAACGUUUGCUGAGAUCAGAGUUCAGUUCCAGCAGAUGUGGGGGUCCCGAAGCAGCACCACCUCUACUGCUACCACACAGAUGUUCCACGAGGACUCGGCUGGAGGAUGGCAGCUUGUUGCUGUGGACGUCAACAAACCACAUGGCCGCGCACCAGCCUGCCUCCAGCAACUGAUGCGCUCCUCCAUCUUCCACAUGUUUAUUCUGACUAUGGUUGCCGUAGACGUAAUCGUUGCCGCUAGCAACUACUACAAGGGCGAGAACCACCAAAGGCACUAUGACGAGUUCUACCUGGCUGAGGUUGCCUUUACAGUGCUGUUUGACCUGGAGGCUAUGCUUAAGGUCUGGUGCCUGGGCUUCACGGGCUACAUCAUCUCCUCUCUGCACAAGUUUGAGUUGCUGCUGGUGGUGGGGACCACCCUGCACAUCUACCCUGACCUCUACCACUCCCAGUUCACCUACUUCCAGGUACUGCGAGUGGUGCGUCUGAUAAAGAUCUCCCCGGCACUAGAGGACUUUGUGUACAAGAUAUUUGGUCCCGGUAAGAAGCUGGGCAGCUUGGUGGUGUUCACAGCGAGCCUGCUCAUAGUCAUGUCCGCCAUCAGUCUACAGAUGUUCUGCUUCGUGGAGGAACUGGACCGAUUCACCACCUUUCCCAGAGCAUUCAUGUCUAUGUUCCAGAUCUUAACCCAGGAGGGUUGGGUGGAUGUGAUGGACCAAACUCUUGUGGCUGUUGGUCAAAUGUGGGCUCCUGUAGUGGCUAUCUACUUCAUCCUCUACCAUCUGUUCGCUACUCUGAUUCUGCUCAGCCUUUUCGUGGCCGUCAUCCUUGAUAAUCUAGAGUUGGAUGAAGACUUGAAGAAACUCAAACAACUGAAGCAAAGUGAGGCGAACGCAGAUACCAAAGAGAAGCUGCCCCUACGUCUAAGGAUCUUUGAGAAGUUUCCUAAUCGGCCGCAGAUGGUCAAGAUCUCCAAGCUGCCUUCUGAUUUCACUGUGCCCAGAAUCAGGGAGAGUUUCAUGAAGCAGUUCAUCGAUCGGCAGCAGCAGGACACCAGCUGUCUGUUCCGCCGCCUUCCUUCCGCAUCCUCCUCUUCCUGUGACCAUUCCAAGCGAUCCGCCAUAGAAGACAACAAAUGCAUGGACCAGAAGCUCCGCAGGUCAAUAUUCAGUAUCAGAGCUCGCAACCUCCUGGAGAAGGAAACUACUAUCAAUAAAAUCCUCCGGGCUUGUACCAGACAGCGUAUGCUGAGUGGAUCCUUUGAGGGCCAACCACUGAAAGAGCGCUCCAUCCUCAGUGUCCAACACCAUAUACGCCAAGAACGCAGGUCUCUGAGACAUGGCUCCACUAGUCAGAGGAUCAGCAGAGGAAAGUCCCUGGAGACACUCACACAAGAUCGAGAGUCAGAGCAGAGAUCGCACUGGCACCCGCAUUCCAGUACAGUGCGUUAUCGUAACGCCCAGCGAGAAGAUAGUGAGAUCAAGAUGAUCCAGGAGAAAAAGGAGCAGGCCGAGAUGAAGCGGAAGGUCCAGGAAGAGGAACUGAGGGAGAACCAUCCUUACUUUGACAAACCUCUCUUCAUUGUGGGGAGAGAGCACCGCUUCAGAAACUUCUGUAGGACUGUAGUGCGGGCACGCUUCAAUGCCUCCAAAACAGAUCCUAUAACAGGAGCGGUGAACUCCAAAUACCACCAGCUUUAUGAUCUCCUGGGGCUGGUCACCUAUCUGGACUGGGUGAUGAUUGUAGUGACAAUCUGCUCCUGUAUCUCCAUGAUGUUUGAGUCUCCUUUCACCAGGGUCAUGCAUGUACCCACUCUACAGAUAGGAGAGUAUGUCUUUGUCAUCUUCAUGAGUAUCGAGCUGAACCUGAAGAUCAUGGCGGACGGCCUGUUCUUUACUCCCACAGCCGUCAUCAGAGACUUUGGAGGAGUCAUGGACAUCUUCAUCUACCUCUGUAGUCUAAUCUUCCUGUGUUGGCUGCCUCCUAACGUGCCUCCGGAGUCUGGGGCUCAGCUGUUGAUGAUGCUGAGGUGUCUUCGCCCGCUACGCAUCUUUAAACUGGUGCCCCAGAUGAGGAAGGUGGUGCGGGAGGUCAUCAAGGGCUUCAAGGAGAUUUUCCUGGUCUCCAUCCUGCUCCUGACACUAAUGCUGGUGUUUGCAAGCUUUGGCGUCCAGCUCUUUGCUGGAAAACUAGCCAAGUGCAAUGACCCCCACGUAUUCCUUCGGGAGGACUGCCAUGGAAUCUUCCGGAUCAACGUGAGUGUGUCUAAAAACCUCAAUCUCAAACUAAGACCAGGAGAGAAGAAGCCUGGCUUCUGGGUGCCAAGAGUGUGGGCCAACCCUCGCAACUUUAAUUUUGACAAUGUGGGUAAUGCCAUGCUGGCUUUGUUUGAGGUCCUGUCACUCAAAGGCUGGGUGGAGGUCCGUGAUGUCAUCAUUCACCGCGUUGGACCGAUCCAUGGUAUCUACAUCCACGUGUUUGUCUUUCUGGGCUGUAUGAUUGGACUCACUCUGUUUGUCGGAGUGGUCAUCGCUAACUUCAAUGAGAACAAGGGUACUGCUCUGCUGACAGUGGACCAGAGGAGGUGGGAGGACCUGAAGAGUCGACUGAAGAUUGCCCAGCCUCUCCACCUCCCCCCACGCCCAGAGAAUGCAGGGUUCCGUGCCAAGAUGUAUGACAUCACUCAGCACCCCUUCUUCAAACGGGGUAUCGCUGUGCUGGUUUUGGCCCAGUCAGUGCUGCUGUCUGUCAAGUGGGACGUAGAUGACCCAGUAACAAUGCCACUUGCUACCAUGUCAGUGGUCUUCACCAUUAUCUUUGUGUUAGAGGUGACGAUGAAGUUCAUAGCUAUGUCCCCGGCGGGGUACUGGCAGAGCAGACGGAACCGCUACGAUUUACUGGUGACAAUACUGGGAGUCAUCUGGAUAGUCUUGCACUUUGCUCUACUGAAUGCAUAUACUUACAUGAUGGGCACCUGUGUGAUCGUCUUCAGGUUCUUCACCAUCUGUGGGAAGCAUGUGACUCUGAAGAUGCUACUGCUGACAGUCGUGGUCAGUAUGUAUAAAAGCUUCUUCAUCAUCGUGGGAAUGUUCCUCCUCCUCCUCUGCUACGCCUUCGCUGGAGUCGUCCUAUUCGGAACCGUCAAAUACGGAGAGAACAUCAACAGGCAUGCUAACUUCUCCACGGCAGGCAAGGCCAUCACGGUUCUGUUCCGUAUUGUCACUGGGGAAGACUGGAAUAAGAUCAUGCAUGACUGCAUGGUGCAGCCUCCUUUCUGUACCCCCGAUAAUCAUCGCUACUGGGAGACGGACUGUGGGAACUACGCAGGGGCACUCAUCUACUUUUGCUCCUUCUAUGUCAUCAUUGCUUACAUCAUGCUUAACCUCCUCGUGGCCAUCAUCGUGGAGAACUUCUCUCUCUUCUACUCCACUGAGGAGGACCAGCUACUGAGCUACAACGACCUCCGACACUUUCAGAUUAUCUGGAACAAUGUGGACGACAAGAGAGAGGGAGUGAUCCCAACAUCGCGGGUGAAGUUCCUGCUGCGUCUGCUGAGGGGCAGGCUAGAGGUAGACCUGGAUAAGGACAAGCUGCUGUUCAAACACAUGUGCUAUGAGAUGGAGAGGCUGCACAACGGAGGAGACGUCACCUUCCACGACGUGCUCAGUAUGUUGUCAUACCGCUCAGUGGAUAUUAGGAAGUCUCUACAGCUGGAGGAGCUGUUGGCUAGAGAGCAGCUGGAGUACACCAUAGAAGAAGAGGUGGCCAAGCAGACCAUACGCAUGUGGCUCAAGAAGUGCCUCAAACGCAUCCGUGCUAAGCAGCAGCAGUCGUGCAGCAUCAUCCACAGCCUGAGAGAGAGCCAGCAGCAGGAGCUCAGUCGCUUCCUCAACCCCCCCAGCAUACAGACCACCCUGCCUAGUGAGGACAUCAACGCUAACCAGGACCAUUCAACACAGCCAGAGUUGAGUGGUCUCCAACAGCUGCUGAGUCCUACUCUGUCAGACCGUGGGGGAUACAGACAGGACUCCUCAGAACGCCCUCAGAGGAAACUGGGUCAGUGGAGACUACCUGCAGGUCGUACCAGUGUCAAGUCCAUGGUGUGUAAGAUGAACCCUGUGAGUGACGAAGCUUCCUCGGGGUCAGAGGUCAAGAAAUGGUGGACGCGUCAGCUGACCGUUGAGAGUGACGAGAGUGGUGAUGACCUCAUAGAUAUUUAAAGGGGAAACUCAGAAAAUUCAACCACGCUCACAUAUCGAACGAGAACUAGGUUAGACUACUAUAGCUCAAUAGUGUCAAUACAGUACUCUGGUGGUUGAAACGUUUCUUGAAACGUUCUUUCAAGGUUUUUUCAAGCAUAUCCCAUUCAUACUUGAAUGAUUGGGGAAGUGACAGCGUGGACAUCCUUCUCACAAGUCUCUCCAUCAGCAGCCAUCUUACGUCUGUGGGAUGUUAGGAUCAGUUUUUCUCAAAAUGGUGGCUUGUGGACACAGGAAAAUGUCUCUUGGGUUGCAGUUAAGGCCAUUUCAAGAACGUUGAUCGUUAGAAACAAAGCUUUAGAUGUUUGGUUUAAAGACUGUAUAUGAAUGUACAAAGCCAAUCCCAUGGCAUCAUUAAUUCCUAUGUGAAGACUCAAUAGCCCAUUUGAAGCCAAAAAUGUCAGUUAAUAUGGCGUCUAAAGAAUACAUAACAUACGCAGUUUGAGCUACUCCAGGACGUGACAUUGCAGGAUAGCUCAGUGCUUCCCCCUCUCAUUGAGUGUAAACAUGUCGUCCCCCACGAAUGAUGCAGCGUCCCCCUUGGGCCAAUCCAUGUAAUUUUGUAAAUGAUGGAUCUGUAUGGCAAGACUCAUCAUUCACAGUUUAAUGAAAAUCGCCAAGUGGUAUCUGAGAUUUUGCAUGUGACUUAUGCCCGUACAGUUGAUUACUAUAGUACACCCUUUGGCCAAUCAGUGUAAUUUUGGAAAUGGCGGAUCUAUGUAGCAAGAUGCAUCAUUCACCCAAGUUUAGUCAAUCUCGGGCCAGUGGUGUUUGAUAAAUCGUUUGGGUAAGCUAGACUCAUAUCCCUGAGCAUGGGUGCCAAAUUUAAUCACUUAGUCAAACAGAUCAAGAGAUAUAAACAUGUACCUGUUAUUGCACCACCGUGUAGUCGAUAUGAUUGUUCUUGCAUAUCUUUGAACAGUUUAAACAGUGUUUGGAACAUGUGUACCAAAUAUUGUUACAAUAAGGAUAUCCUUAACUGAUUUAAAUGCAUUUAUGUGCCAGACCACGCCCGUGUGAAUGUUUAUUGGUCAAUAGCAGCCGCGUUGUUUUAGGUACUAGUCUGGAAAGGAAUGCGUUGAGAACUUUUCCCAAUGAUGCCACAUAUCAAGUUUCGUGCAGAUCGGUCAUUCGGUGCCAGAGGAGUAGCGUUUUAAGAUCACGUUUCGUGCAGAUCGGUCAUUCGGUGCCAGAGGAGUAGCGUUUUAAGAUCAAGUUUCGUGCAGAUCGGUCAUUCGGUGCCAGAGGAGUAGCGUUUUUAGAUCACGUUUCGUGCAGAUCGGUCAUUUGGUGCCAGAGGAGUAGCGUUUUAAGAUCAAGUUUCGUGCAGAUCGGUCAUUCGGUGCCAGAGGAGUAGCGUUUUAAGAUCACGUUUCGUGCAGAUCGGUCAUUUGGUGCCAGAGGAGUAGCGUUUUAAGAUCAAGUUUCGUGCAGAUCAGUCAUUCGGUGCCAGAGGAGUAGUGUUUUAACAUCACGUUUCGUGCAGAUUGGUCAUUCGGUGCCAGAGGAGUAGCGUUUUAAGAUCACGUUUCGUGCAGAUCGGUCAUUUGGUGCCAGAGGAGUAGCGUUUUAAGAUCAAGUUUCGUGCAGAUCAGUCAUUCGGUGCCAGAGGAGUAGUGUUUUAACAUCACGUUUCGUGCAGAUUGGUCAUUCGGUGCCAGAGGAGUAGCGUUUUAAGAUCACGUUUUGUGCAGAUCGGUCAUUCGGUGCCAGAGGAGUAGCGUUUUAAGAUCAAGUUUCAUGCAGAUCGGUCAUUCGGUGCCAGAGAAGUAGCGUUUUAAGAUCACGUUUCGUGGAGAUCGGUUAUUCGGUGCCAGAGAGGUAGCGUUUUAAGAUCAAGUUUCGUGCAGAUCGGUCAUUUGGUGCCAGAGGAGUAGCGUUUUAAGAUCACGUUUCAUGCAGAUCGGUCAUUUGGUGCCAGAGGAGUAGCUUUUUUAAGAUCAAGUUUCGUGCAGAUCGGUCAUUCGGUGCCAGAGGAGUAGCGUUUUAAGAUCAAGUUUCGUGCAGAUCGGUCAUUCGGUGCCAGAGGAGUAGCGUUUUAAGAUCACGUUUCGUGCAGAUCGGUCAUUUGGUGCCAGAGGAGUAGCGUUUUAAGAUCAAGUUUCGUGCAGAUCAGUCAUUCGGUGCCAGAGGAGUAGUGUUUUAAGAUCACGUUUCGUGCAGAUUGGUCAUUCGGUGCCAGAGGAGUAGCGUUUUAAGAUCACGUUUUGUGCAGAUCGGUCAUUCGGUGCCAGAGGAGUAGCUUUUUUAAGAUCAAGUUUCGUGCAGAUCGGUCAUUCGGUGCCAGAGGAGUAGCGUUUUAAGAUCAAGUUUCGUGCAGAUCGGUCAUUCGGUGCCAGAGGAGUAGCGUUUUAAGAUCACGUUUCGUGCAGAUCGGUCAUUUGGUGCCAGAGGAGUAGCGUUUUAAGAUCAAGUUUCGUGCAGAUCAGUCAUUCGGUGCCAGAGGAGUAGUGUUUUAAGAUCACGUUUCGUGCAGAUUGGUCAUUCGGUGCCAGAGGAGUAGCGUUUUAAGAUCACAUUUUGUGCAGAUCGGUCAUUUGGUGCCAGAGGAGUAGCGUUUUAAGAUCAUGUUUCGUGCAGAUCGGUCAUUCGGUGCCAGAGGAGUAGCGUUUUAAGAUCAAGUUUCGUGCAGAUCGGUCAUUCGGUGCCAGAGGAGUAGCGUUUUAAGAUCACGUUUCGUGCAGAUCGGUCAUUCGGUGCCAGAGGAGUAGUGUUUUAAGAUCACGUUUCGUGCGGAUCGGUCAUUCGGUGCCAGAGGAGUAGCGUUUUAAGAUCAAGUUUUGUGCGGAUCGGUCAUUCGGUGCCAGAGGAGUAGCGUUUUAAGAUCACGUUUCGUGCAGAUCGGUCAUUCGGUGCCAGAGGAGUAGCGUUUUAAGAUCACGUUUCGUGCAGAUCGGUCAUUCGGUGCCAGAGGAGUAGCGUUUUAAGAUCACGUUUCGUGCAGACCGGUCAUUCGGUGCCAGAGGAGUAGCGUUUUAAGAUCACGUUUCGUGCAGACCGGUCAUUCGGUGCCAGAGGAGUAGCGUUUUAAGAUCACGUUUCGUGCAGAUCGGUCAUUCGGUGCCAGAGGAGUAGCGUUUUAAGUUUUUUUUCCACAAAAUUCUGAAUUCGGGAAAAUCCGUCAUGGCAGAGCUUAUGGCUCCCUGAGGCAAAUGUAUUCCUUGUGAGGAGAGGGACCUAUGUACUGAAUUUCAUGACUUUAGGUCAAAUGGGGUUAGCGAUGUGACCAUUCAAAGAUUGCAUUUUCAAUUGCUUGUUAUAGCGCCACCAUCUGGCCAAACAGUGUAAUUUUGUAAAUUACUGAUCUCUAUGGCAAGACGCAUCAUUCAAUAAGUUUUGUCCAAAUCUGGCCAGUGCUGUUUGAGAUAUUGCGUGUAACAAACAUACUAACAAACGGAGACAGAUCCAGAGUCCCCCUCCCCUUCCCGAUUUCAUCGUGGGGGUCAUUUGUCCACAUAACUUCUUCUGUGUGCGAUUUUAAAACAAUUGGUUCAAGGACAUGCAUCUGGCGUAAUAGAACCAAUUAGUGGUACCAUGAUUGUCUUCACAAAGAUUGCCCUUUUCCCAUUCACUGUAAGUGGAGAUCCUGUUUUCUGCAAACAAUGCCUGCAGUAUCGCGGUCGGCCUUGAACUUUGUGGCUUCAAUGAGAGGGGGUAGUCGUUCUCCCCUGGUUUGGUGGCUCACAAGAACAUCAAAAAGGGUCAAUGCCUCAAUGCAAAGUUUUGGAACCACUGAUUUUAGAGUCCCAUUGACAUCUGUACUUUUCCAUGUUGAUGUUUUUCUAUGCAGGAUGUUUUUAUAUUGUCCAUUAAACAGAACCUCUAUGUGGUACCCUGUCACAACAACCUGUGAUUAGCAUCACUGUCCUUUUAGUUGUGAAUGUCAGGGAGUGUUUAUCGGGAAAUACAAAAUGAGAGUCAUAUAAAUGAUCAAGUCUACAAGCUACAGGACAUUGUGUCAUCUUGCUAUUAUAUCGUCUUGAGAGAUUAUUUUAUUACAAUAUAGCUAUACAAUACAACACCAAAAGAAUGGAUACAUAUUAAUUAUAUUUUGUUGCUAUAACUUUAAUUUAUGAAAUAUGAUGAUUGAAAUGCUUGAACUUUAUAGCUAUAAUUCAGUGUGAUUCCCCUGUUGUCUUUGUUAAUUGUGCCUGUGUCUCUCCCAGUCUCCAGUGUUUCAUUGUUCACUUACUGUCAGUUUGCUUAUAGCCACUUAAUUCUUUGCGAAUCCAGGUUUCUUGUUCUGUAGUAGAACAACCCAAAUGAAAAUUGUUAUAAUUAAAGGGUGAAAGGAAAUAUGUUGGUACGACUGUGAAUGUUCUUUCAGAUUAAAUUAAUUUAUGUGUGUAAUUAUGUGGGCAAAAAUAUCAGAUAUAUUUUAUGAACUAUAGCAUAUAAAUCCAUUUUGGUUUGUUUGUACAGUAUUGCAUAAUUUCAAAUAAAGGCCUUUUGGCACCAACAGUGAGCUCCA
Molecule: messenger RNA, 10030 nt
Organism: Salmo salar (Atlantic salmon)
Lineage: Eukaryota; Metazoa; Chordata; Actinopteri; Salmoniformes; Salmonidae
Gene: nalcn
Product: sodium leak channel, non-selective
Biological process (GO): transmembrane transport; positive regulation of synaptic transmission, GABAergic; positive regulation of synaptic transmission, cholinergic
Cellular component (GO): plasma membrane
Molecular function (GO): monoatomic cation channel activity
Source: RefSeq, a predicted model, not a curated record